AUGAGCGCACAUCCAAGCCAUUCACCUAUUCCAGGUGAUAAUCCUAAUUACUACGCCGAACUAAGCGGGAAUGAUCCUCAGCCAGUUCCAUCCCAGCCUGGUACGACUCAGCAAGGACAACACAAUCCCCCUUCAGGUCCUCCGCCUUCUUCUAGCACCGACCCGACUUACUACCCACCACCGCCGCCUGGUCCUCCUCCAGCUACUCAACAUCAUGAUCAUUAUCCGCCGCCUCCAGGUCCUCCACCUUCAAAUUUAGACCAACCGUACUACCCGCCUCCGCCACCGGGUCCCCCUCCGAACCAGGUCUAUACACCAUCAGAGGAGAACCCAAGCUACCCUCCGCCGAGCUAUGCGGAAAUCGAAACCGUACCCGGGGUUGUAGUGACUGAUGAAAAGCCACCAGUCCUUCCACCACGCCCCAUCUCAUCGCAAGGAGAGCAAUCAGCGCCACAUUUUCCUCCACCUCCUACCGAGGCUUCACUCCCUCACAUAGCUACAAGUCUUCAUCCCGACCAACAGCACCAGCACCCGCAGCAUCAGCAACAACCAUCUACAACAAACACGGAUACUCCUUCUUCUUCUACGUCAAAACCGGGCUUCGGGCGUAAGCUAUAUGAAUGGGGUAUGAAGGUCGGUACCCCUAUCAAUAAACUAACGAACAAGCUUGGUUCUGAAGCCUUCAUGCCCACGAGCAUGGAUAAAGAAUGCGAUAAAGCGGCACGCAUUCUCAAGAGUUUUUGCAAAGACGGCUUUUAUACCACCGCAUCCGCACCAACGCAAGGUACCUCAUCGUCAGGCCCAAGCAGCAAGCCCAAAGUACUAGUAAAGAUCCCGCAGUCUGUAAUCGCCAACGCGAAGGGGCUGGCGAUCUUUACCACUUUCCGGACCGGGUUUCAUAUCUCAGGGGCAGGGGGUGCAGGGCUCGUCGUGGCCAGACUGCCGGACGGUAGCUGGUCACCGCCAGCCGGAUUUCUUGUGCAUACGAUAGGUGCGGGGAUUGUUGCUGGGCUUGAUAUAUACGAUUGCGUGUGUGUACUCAACACUCCCGCCGCCGUCGAAGCUUUUACCAAAGCGCGCUUCAGCUUGGGUGGCGAGGUCGCCGUCGCGGCGGGGCCCGUGGGCGUGGGGACAAGCGUCGAGGCCGCAGUAGGAAAGGGGGUUAAACCAGUAUGGAGCUAUAUGAAGUCGCGGGGCAUUUACGGCGGCGUGCAGGUUGACGGGACGGUGAUUUUACAGCGGCCUGAUGCGAAUGCAGCCUUUUACGGGACGGGCCAGAUCAGCGUGGAUAAGAUUCUAAAGGGUGAGGUCGGAAACAGUAGUCAGAGUGGGAAGAACAACAAUGAUAAUAUUGUGAUGUGGCCCGAGGGCGGAAGGCAACUAAUGGAGGUGCUAAAGGCGGCUGAGGGCAAGCGUGCCGAUGAGGGUAUCAUGAACAAGCUUGGUAACCAGCCUACCCCUGGAGAUCUCGCCCCUACACCUACACCCUCGCCGGGUCCCGAACAGCAGCAUUUCUCUCAGAGGACGGAUGCCGAUGCGGCAGAAAAGCUAAGAUUCGCCUAA
Molecule: messenger RNA, 1563 nt
Organism: Daldinia childiae
Lineage: Eukaryota; Fungi; Ascomycota; Sordariomycetes; Xylariales; Hypoxylaceae
Exons: 2
Coding region: 1-1563 (520 amino acids)
Molecular function (GO): phosphatidylinositol binding
Source: RefSeq, a predicted model, not a curated record